UUUGUUGAUGUUUUUCUUUGUUCUGUUUUGAGAAUCCGUGCGCGAUAUAAAAUCGUCGUGCUGUUUUUGUGUGAAGGUUAUUAUCUCGAACCUGCGGAGGAUUUCUUUCGUCGCAAACUUAUCGUUACUGCCCCGGUGCUCAGAAGAUAGUGAAGUGCUUAUCAAUUUAAUCGCGAAACAAUGAAAUUCCCGUGGUCACAUUCGACGCUGGUCGAAGUGCUGAAGAAUGAAUCCAAGCUGCAUCACAAGUGCGACAAACUUACCGAAGAAAUUUCCAGCAAAAAGCUGGACAUCUCCGAGUUUGUUGAAGAACUGGGACCCGCUCUAACCCACGAAGAUGCCAGCAUUCGGAUGAAGGCUACUCAGAUGCUCUCGACGGUGCUGAAAAGUCUUCCGAUCGAGCUGUUGACGGAAAAGCAGCUGGAAUUUCUCGUGGCAUUCUACUGCGAUCGGGUGAAAGACCAUCAUUCGGUAAUUCCGGCCAUUCUAGAGGGAGUUGUGGCACUGGCGGCCAUGCAAAAUUUCCCUCACGAUUCAGCUCCCAAACUGGCCAGUUCACUAUUCUUGAACAUUCCGUGCCAGAGCCAGACCAAAGAAGAACGCGCCAUGUACUUCCGUUUCAUCAGUCUCUUGGCGGACCGCAAUCAGGACCAGUUGAAGGCCAUGGGAGCGGAUUUUGUGUACGGUGUCAUUGGCGCCAUCGACGGGGAACGGGACCCUCGGAACCUGAUCUUCCUCUUCGAGUACAUGCCAACCUUCCUGGAGCGAUAUCCUCUGCUUCACCUGGGGGAGGAAAUGUUCGAAAUAUUUGCCUGCUAUUUUCCGAUCGAUUUCCACCCGAACCAGAACGACCCGGAGGCCAUCACGAGGGACAUGCUGGCGGAAAAGCUGCAGCAGUGUCUGUGCGGGUCGAAGGAAUUCGCCGAGUAUUGUGUUCCACUGUUGCUGGAGAAACUGGAAAGUGAACUGAUUGUGGCCAAGAUGGAUUCGCUGCGCUUGUUGAUAAAAUGCACCCAAGCGUUCGACUUGUCCGACAUGAGCAAGCACCUGGAUGACAUCUGGAAUGCCCUGAAGCUGGAGCUCAUGCCCGGUGGUGGCAACAAGGAAACCAUCGACCUGGCACUGGAAACGACCACCCAGAUCGUCAAGUUCACUCAGCGGGAUCCGCAAGUGGGCGAUCACUUCCUGACCACCAUAUUCGUAACCGUCAUGGGAAGUAUCGCAGACGUCGCGUCGAAAAUGUUCGAUAACGGAAUCAAAGUGGCGCUGGCUUGUGCUAGGGCAACACCCGAAUCAGCCCACUUUGUGGCCAAUAAACUACUGCCGAUGACGUUAUCUCAGCUAAAUGGAGACGGGAUAACGGAACAGGAGAAGCUGUCGUUGGUGGACGUUCUGAGUAGGACUUUGUUGGUUUGCAAGGAGCAUGGGAUCUUGAAGGAAAUGGAUCAGCAACUGGUCGGGGCUGUUCAGAAGCAGUUCAUCCAGAUUCUAGUUCAGGAGAGCGAUUCCAGUGAACUGAAGAAGAUUGCUUUGUUUUGUAUUACGAGAAUUCCGGAGGCCGUGGUGGAUGAGAACCGCUUUGUCGUCUACACGACCAUUAUCCAUGUGCUGCUUUCGUCCAGUGACGAACGGUUGAACGUGGAAGAUUGCCUGCAUGAGUUCGCAGUGCAGUAUGGAGUCGAGGUGGGGAACGUCAUCGUGGACAAACUGGUGGCUAAAAAGUAUGAGGUGGUCACUUCAUCUACGGAGCGGGUGUUUCACGCUUUGGCCAAGCUGAUUCCGCUUGAUUGUAUGAGGGGGAAGAUAUUGAAGUUCUUUUUGGAUCUUGUUUUCGAGGAGUGCGAUCAUGAAUCCCUCACAAUUUUGGCCCUCCAGACGUUGCAAAUGGUGCUGGAAACUUCGGGUGGAGCUGCUGUAGCCGUAGAAUUGUGCGAUCAGUACAAAUUCAUCGAAAAAUGUGUGACCCUGGUGCAUAAGGACGGGGUUACACAUUCCUCCGAUAUGCUGUUCGCCCUGUCCAACACGAUGAAGGACACGAUGAAGCAACUGCCUGCCGAAAAGCAGAAAUCAAUCGUUACUGAACAGUUACCAUCGAUGGACCUCACCAAAGCCAACGACCUCUAUCUGACUUCCGGAAUUCUCGGUUAUUUGGAUGAAUCGGUAUCAGUCGAAGACCACUUCGAGAACCUUGUAGAUGCGCUGACAAAACUAGCUAUGACCAGCGAAGACGAACACGUGAAGCUUCUGAGUCAGCAGCUGCUUUGUAGUCUAUUCAAUCGGAUGCCGGACGACGACCAUCACCGGAACAUCCUGCUCAAGUUGCUGAAGUUCCUCCGGAAAGAGUUGAAAAGUCACAACAAGAAAGUGGUUGGAAUCCUGUCGUGGAUCGGCAAAGGCUUACUGGCCCGGGGCCACCCGGAAGCCGGUGAAAUAGUGGACGACAUAGCAGAAUUGCUGGACCACCCGACGUUGGGCCAUACGGCCGCCCUGGCGUUCGAAAUCCUGUCGGUGGAAUUCCCCCAGUUGCAUCUGCCGCUGAUAAAAAAUCUAUUCAAGCAGAAGCUGUUCAUGCUGGUGAUGAAGAAGCUGGAAAAGUCGGCCGAAAAGUUUGCGGAAAACCAUCUGAAGGCACUGCUGUACGUGUAUAAACCGACGCCCCAUCUGGUGCUGAAGAUGAACAUUCAAAAGGUUGGACCAAUGCUACUCAAAUGUUUGCAGUUGAGUGAUGACAAAGCCCUGGAAAUGGCAUUGGAAAUAACGUUGAGAUUUAUAAAAGAGCAAGAUGCAUUCUUCCUAGACCACCUGCAGACGCUUAUACCUCAAUUGUUGAGACUUUCGGUGUACCAACCUUCGAUGAAAGUACGGAUAGACGCCCUGGAGUGCCUACUGUAUGCAACCAAAUAUCCACCCUUUCUGUUGCUGCCCUUCAAGCAGGAUGUUGUAUUGGGUCUGCAAGCCGCGUUGGAUGAUCACAAACGGCUGGUUAGGAAUGCGGCCGUUGCGGCACGACUUCAGUGGUUUGUCGUGGCGAGUGCAGAGACUAGUAAUUCCGGUGAAUAGGCCCUUUUCCAUCUAGAUUAGUGGAAUGCAUUUCGUACAUAUGUUUUAAAGACAAUAAAACAUAAGCUAUUGUAAAGAUUUCCGUUUAUUACCUCUAUCAGACAAACAAAUAAAAUGUUGGAACUAAAAUUAAUUAAA
This is a messenger RNA of Aedes albopictus (Asian tiger mosquito), 3198 nucleotides long. RefSeq names its product MMS19 nucleotide excision repair protein (gene Mms19). NCBI's taxonomy places the organism in Eukaryota, Metazoa, Arthropoda, Insecta, Diptera, Culicidae. The record is from RefSeq and is a predicted model, not a curated record. The coding region runs from base 181 to 3060 and encodes 959 amino acids. The transcript has 5 exons. Gene Ontology annotation, cellular component: cytosolic [4Fe-4S] assembly targeting complex. Gene Ontology annotation, biological process: iron-sulfur cluster assembly.